This is a messenger RNA of Cotesia glomerata, 1795 nucleotides long. RefSeq names its product E3 SUMO-protein ligase PIAS2-like. NCBI's taxonomy places the organism in Eukaryota, Metazoa, Arthropoda, Insecta, Hymenoptera, Braconidae. Gene Ontology annotation, molecular function: transcription coregulator activity; SUMO ligase activity; zinc ion binding. The record is from RefSeq and is a predicted model, not a curated record. The transcript has 2 exons. The coding region runs from base 208 to 1683 and encodes 491 amino acids. Gene Ontology annotation, biological process: regulation of transcription by RNA polymerase II; protein sumoylation.
AUACUAUACUCACAUGAGAAUCAUCACAAUAUACAUAAAAAGUAUUACUGACAAGUACAAAACACAACACAUUUAUUUUAAUCAAUUUUUAUCAAGUCGUGUAUUUGUUUAUAAAUGCCAACAUUGACAAGCCACCGUCGAACGCGCAGUAAGUAAACAAGUGAUUGUAGGUUAGGAUUGGCUAAAAGUAAACAAAAAAUUUAUACAAUGAGAAGAUCAGAGAGGUUAGCUGAUAAAAAAGUGACUAAUCAAACCAGAAGCAAUGUUUUCCAAAUGCCUACGCAGCAACUUGUUAAAAAAAGUGCUCCCGCUAAGAAACGAGCUACUGGACAGAACAAAACCUCUGGAAAUAGCAACAAAGUAUCACAAUCUUCUGUUUUUAGAUCCAGAGAAGCGUCGGCUAUCAGACAUCCUGAGAAACCAGCAACGUUUUGUAACAUAACACCAAGAACUGUCAAUGUUCCUCACUACCAAAUGUAUCCAGUUGCGCCGAACCAUUAUCCGGGAAUAAUAAUGACGCAAAGUAAUGAACCAGUUCAUCCAGAUGUAAAGUUCAAAAAUCAGCCAUUUUAUCCAGAGCUGGGUGAGUUAGUUAAACCAACAAGCCUAAGAGCUGUUUCAACCCAGUAUCCGACACUGGAGAACAAUUUUAUGUUUUAUUUAUCACCUAAGCAAGCGGAUACAAUUGCUAUAUCUCGGUACCGUCAGCCAGGUAGCAACAAAGUUGAUCACUAUGUUCAAGUGAUACUGCGCUUUUGCUUACACGAAACUUCACAAGAGCAAAACGAUUACAUACCACCAGAUGUAAAGAUUAAAGUAAAUGGAACAAAUCUCAGCGUACCCCAGGCUAAAUAUAUCAGCAGAGACAAGCCCAAAGAAGGACCAAUGAAGCCAAUAGACAUCACUGAGCUGAUGAAAUUGUCACCCACUGUCGGGAACUGGAUUUCAAUUAGCUGUCCGUACGACUUUGGAAGGAAGUACGUCGUUGGUGUGUACCUGGUGAGAAAGUUAGCCCACUCUGACCUGAUACACCAGCUGAAGGCCAAAGGCGUUAGGCAUCCUGAUUACUCCAGAGCGAUGAUUAAAGAAAAAUUGCUCGAAGAUGCUGAUUCGGAAAUCGCAACAACUUCUUUACGUGUAUCCCUCAAUUGUCCUCUGGGUAAAAUGAGGAUGAGUAUACCCUGUCGGGCGUCAACUUGCGCCCAUUUGCAGUGCUUUGAUUCAGGGCUUUACUUACAAAUGAACGACUGCAGGCCGAGGUGGGUCUGCCCAGUUUGCAACGGACCUGCUACCUAUGAUUGUCUGGUUAUUGAUGGAUAUUUUCAGCAAGUUUUAGCCUCGGAAAAAUUGCUGGCCAAUGUCAGUGAGAUCCAGCUGCUGCCUGAUGGCUCUUGGGAAAAUUUACUGCCCAAGAAGGAUUGUGAUAAGAUCAAGAGCUUGGAAAGUGAGGUUUUGUCUGAUUGCCAGCCAAAUUCAACCGUAGUUCUGGAUGCGACUCAAGUUCAAGACGAAAAUAAAGCUGAUAAGAAUCUUUCAGUGGUUGAUUUAGUUUCCAGUGAUGAAGAGGAUUCUAGAAAUCCUGAUGAACCUUUGGGUGCUAAAAGUUGUAAAAUUAGAAAAAUUAGUUCAAGUGACGUCAGUCAGGAAAAAUCUAGUGGUGUUAUUGUUAUUGAUCUGGACUGAAAAAUUUUUUGGGUUAAGUAUUUAUUGACAAAUAAUUAUAAUUAUAAUUUUUUUUUUAUUAAUAUUAAAGGGGAAAAUACGUGUAGAAAGACGUUUUUAUUUAUUUUUUUUU